Molecule: messenger RNA, 924 nt
Organism: Fusarium pseudograminearum CS3096
Lineage: Eukaryota; Fungi; Ascomycota; Sordariomycetes; Hypocreales; Nectriaceae
Exons: 4
Coding region: 1-924 (307 amino acids)
Molecular function (GO): alkaline phosphatase activity; phosphoglycolate phosphatase activity
Source: RefSeq, a predicted model, not a curated record
AUGGCAUCUUCACCGAAGUACAUCAGCAACGAUGUUGCUGCCAUCAAUGAGUUCAUUGACAAAUUUGAUGUUUUCCUCCUCGACUGCGAUGGUGUCUUGUGGUCUGGCGAUCAUGUGUACGAGGGAGUCCCAGAGACCAUCAACUUCUUGAGAUCAAAAGGAAAGAGGGUCGUCUUCGUCACCAAUAACUCCACAAAAUCCCGGGAUGAGUAUCUCAAGAAACUCACUGGUCUUGGUAUCCCAAGCGAGAAGGAUGAUGUCUUUGGUUCCAGCUACUCUGCUGCCAUCUACAUCGCCCGUAUCCUGAAGCUGCCUGAGGGUAAGCGCAAGGUCUUUAUUAUUGGAGAGUCAGGAAUCGAGCAGGAGCUUGAUUCAGAAGGUGUACCCCAUAUCGGCGGCACAGAAGAGGCUUUCCGACGAGACAUCACAAACGACGACUUCAAGGGCAUCGCUGAUGGUUCGCUUCUCGAUCCCGAGGUUGGCGCCGUCCUAUGUGGCCUUGACUACCACGUCAACUACCUCAAGUACGCCCAUGCCAUGCACUACGUCAAGAGGGGAGCCACGUUCCUUGCUACCAAUGUCGACUCUACAUUGCCGAUGCACCACAACUUCUUCCUCGGUGCUGGUUCCUGUCACAUCCCUGUCGUCCAUGCCACAGGACAACAGCCUUUGGCGCUCGGCAAGCCCAGCCAAGCCAUGAUGGACGCUGUCGAGGGCAAGUUCCAACUCGACCGAGCUCGCACAUGCAUGGUUGGUGACCGACUCAACACUGACAUAAAGUUUGGAAUUGAGGGCAAGCUAGGCGGCACACUACAUGUUCUGACUGGUGUGAACAAGAAGGAGGACUGGGAGAAGGCAGAUGCCAUUGCUGUGCCUUCGUACUAUGCCGACAAAUUCAGUGAUCUUAGACUGGCAAAGGAAUAG